This is a messenger RNA of Onychostoma macrolepis, 2934 nucleotides long. RefSeq names its product ring finger protein 121 (gene rnf121). Gene Ontology annotation, molecular function: ubiquitin protein ligase activity; metal ion binding. The coding region runs from base 486 to 1388 and encodes 300 amino acids. The record is from RefSeq and is a predicted model, not a curated record. Gene Ontology annotation, cellular component: endoplasmic reticulum membrane; Golgi membrane. NCBI's taxonomy places the organism in Eukaryota, Metazoa, Chordata, Actinopteri, Cypriniformes, Cyprinidae. The transcript has 8 exons.
CAUGCCUAAGCAUGGACAAAGUUUCAAAAACCAACUUGGAUGUAUAACAGAGAGUUUCUGUGCCAAAAAUCUCACUUCCGGGUUCGUACAAGUUUCGGAGAGUUUUUUUGCACUGACGUAGACGACGGUGGAACUCCUUAUAUGGGCAUUUCUCCCGGAAGAACGCGCCCGUGCACUCAUAGACCAGAGCGAGAGCGCGCCCAUCAACGCGCUUCAUUCGGCAGUAAUGCACAGGAUUCGCUCAGGAAGAAUGUCUCUAUAGAAAUGUGUUUUUGGUUGUGAGGGAAAGAUAACCUUGUUCAGCUUCCCAAAAGAACCCAGCGUUAGGUGAACAGUGGAUACAGUUUGUUUUUCCGGGGCAGAAACGGAGUUUCUCAAGUGUUUUGUUGACGUACGUUUUAUAAACAAGGCCCAGUUCGACGCUGGAUUUGCACAUCGUUUGAUGCUGAAAGAUGGAGCGGUCCCAGCUAUAAAAGAUCCCGGUCAUGAUUCAGAACUGCAGACGGUUGGAACAUGCUAAAAUGCAUGCCAAACACAAAGGGCAUGAAGCCAUGCAUGCAGAGAUGGUUCUCAUUCUCAUUGUCACACUCGUCAUUGCCCAACUUGUCCUGGUUCAGUGGAAACAGAGACACCCCAAAUCAUACAAUUUGGUAACCCUCUUCCAAAUGUGGGUGGUCCCUCUGUACUUCACCACUAAGCUGCACUGGUGGAGGUUUCUGGUGACAUGGUUCAUCUUCUCUGUUGUUACGGCCUUCAUCUCUUUUCGUGCUACCCGCAAACCACUGGACUGCACCACUCCAAGGCUUGUUUAUAAAUGGUUCCUCCUAUUGUACAAGAUCAGCUACACCACAGGCAUUGUGGGCUAUACUGUUGUUAUGUUCACCCUCUUUGGCAUAAAUCUUAUAUUUAGAAUAAAGCCAGAAGAUGCUAUGGAUUUUGGCGUUUCGCUUCUCUUUUAUGGCCUGUACUAUGGUGUACUCGGUCGAGAUUUUGCAGAGAUGUGUGCUGAUUUUAUGGCAUCUACAGUUGGGUAUUACAGUGCAUCUGGAAUGCCCACUAAGCACCUGUCAGACAGCAUCUGUGCCGUCUGUGGUCAGCCAAUUCUUGUGGAUGUGAGUGAAGAAGGAAUCAUAGAGAACACAUACAGACUGUCGUGCAAUCAUGUAUUCCAUGAGUUUUGCAUACGUGGCUGGUGCAUUGUGGGUAAGAAGCAGACAUGUCCAUACUGCAAAGAAAAAGUUGACCUUAAAAGGAUGUUCAGUAACCCAUGGGAAAGACCCCAUGUCAUGUACGGACAGCUACUGGACUGGCUGCGCUACCUUGUGGCCUGGCAGCCUAUUAUCAUUGGACUGGUACAAGGCAUUAAUUACAUUCUGGGUUUGGAGUAAUAGCACCAGCAUAGAGGACGGGCAUUCUUGACUCAAUCUGCGGGGAAUACAUCUUUGGUUUCACUGACACAGGGACACUUUUUCAAUGACUGAUGCUAAUGUGUUUUGCUGUGGUAAUAUGUCUUCAAAUGAAAUUCUAUGAGCAGUCUGAUGUUGGAUGUUUUCGUUGACAUUUUUCUUGUCAGACAUUUGUUUAUGGACUAUUUGAAGUUUGGACCUUGAGUUAUAUAUACAUCAGUAGUGUAAUGUAUAAAUGUUGCAUAUUGAAUGUCCAAUAUGAUCUUUGAAAUUUGAGUGCACGAUUUCCCAAAUGCACAUUUGGUUUUAUAAAAAUAAAAAAAUGGCAUAAAUGUGUUCUCCAUGUGCAGCUACUGUGCACAUGCACACUUUUAUUAGUGUGAGCAAAGUAAAGAAAGAAAAAAAAUAAUGAUUUAAUUUCAUAUGCAUUUAGAAAAUUAUUGAAUAUUUAAGCCACUCUUGUGAAUGGAGUUGAGCACUUAAAAUUAUGAAUCAUGAAAUUGUUAUCCAGAAGUAAUAAUGAUCAACAAUGCACACUUCACAAUGAUUAGCAUUAUAGACAGACAGUAUAAUGACAGACACUGCCAGACUUGUUAGGUGGUCAAAUGGUCCUUUGCCCAGUUUCAGUAGGUCUGAUAACACAGUACUAUAUAACCACUGCCACACACAGAUAUGCUGUUGGUGGUGGUGUGUGCAGGCAAGUACCGUAAUGUCAACUCCUCCUGUUGUCUGAAUUGCAUAAAUGUAUUUAUGCCUGAAACAAAUUAACUUUUUUGCCAGUGGGAAUGAAUGAAAAUAAUAUACUUCUGCAAAUAUGCAGUAUCCUGUACAAGUUUCCUUCUCCGGCAAAUGUAUUUUGUUUUACGGAUGUUUAGAUAUUUUUUUCUUCUUAGACAAGACAAGGAUACGGAGUAGGAGAAUGUAGUAUGUUGGCACAGAUGGCAUUUACAGUCCAUAUUAUCGUGUAGCGUUGAACUUAGCAGUAUAACAUCGAUGGGUUAUUUUUGGGAGGUGACAGGGUGGAAAAACAUUUAUGCACAAUCUUCCUCAGACUGGGUUUGACAAAGGGAAUUUGUCACAUACAUAUGGUGCACAUAUGGUUUUACUUCAAAAUUUGUGCUGUACACUCUUAGGAUACAAUCUACAGUUUUAUACAUGAGACCUCUGAUCUCUAGAAGAUUUUUUUUAUAAAGAAAAAAUAAUGUAUGUUAAUUCUAAGUAAUAUAUUUAAUGUACUUAAUGUGUUUAAAAAAAAAAGGUCCAUAUUUAAAAUCCGGGCUCCACUACUUCAGGAUGCUUAAUUUCAGACAUGCUAGUAAUUUGAAGGACAAAGAAAGCCUUCAUCGGUGUAUGUGUAUUUAUUUAAAUGGUUCUCCACAGUUUUUGUGGGUUUUUUAAAUUUUAUUAUUAUUAAAUGUAUUGCACUCUCUAUUGUGAGUAGUCCCCAGUGACAACAUAAGCGAAAGGUUAUAUGAAAGACUUUAUAAACAUGGAUUAAUAAUGUUGAUUGAUUUUAUAUAUACAGUGA